AUGGAAGUUGAAUUGUUAUUGGUAACAUUAGGUUUUGCCCUAUCUAUGAUCUUCUACAUAUCCAAUACAAGAAUAAAAAAAAGACCAAAACACCCUCUUCCACCGGGGCCAGCCGGCUUCCCUCUCAUCGGCUGCCUGCCAGAGAUGAUGAUAAACAAGCCAACAUUCCGGUGGAUGCACAACUACAUGCAAAGACUCAACACCGAAAUCGCCUGCUUUCGCCUCGGCGUUGUCAACGCCGUCACCAUCACCUCUCCUGAGCUUGCUCGACAGUUCUUGAAGGAGCACGACGCCGUUUUUGCGUCGAGGCCAGACAUCAUGUCGGCCCGCCUAGUGAGCAACGGCUAUCUGUCGACAGUUCUUGCGCCUGCCGGCGAUCAGUGGAAGAAAAUGAGGAGAGUUAUGGUGUCGGAGGUGCUCGCAACGGCUGUUCAUGAAUGGCUCCAUCCAAAGAGAUGUGAAGAGGCCGACCACCUCAUUCGAUAUGUCUGCAACCAAUGCCGGAAAAAUGGGACCGUGAAUGUGAGAGAGGCGGCGCGGCUUUACUGCGGCGGCAUGAUUCGGAAGUUGAUGUUUGGAGAUAGGUUGCUCGGACGGGGAACGGAGGACGGCGGCCCGGGAUUCGAAGAGAGACAACACAUGGAUGCAUUGUUCACAAUCCUCUCCUAUACCUAUGGAUUUGCUAUUGCUGAUUUUAUAUUAUGCCUCCAUUGGUUUGAUUUGGAUGGUCAUAAAAGGGUUGUCACAAAUGCCCUUGAGUGUUUGAGAAAAUAUCAUGAACCAAUAAUUCAUAAUAGGGUUGAGAUGUGGAGAAACGGUGUUAGAAACACCAAUCAAGAUAUUCUUGAUGUUUUGAUUAGCCUCAAAGACUCCAACAAUGAUCGGUUGUUGUCGAUUCAAGAGAUCAAAGCUCAAGUUAUUGAAAUACUAGCAGCAGCGGUUGACAAUCCAUCGAAUGCAGUUGAGUGGGCCUUGGCAGAGAUGAUGAAUGAACCUCGUCUUCUUGAAUUAGCCACCAAAGAGUUGGAUGAUAUUGUUGGUCGGAAAAGGCUAGUUGAAGAAUCAGAUUUGUGUGAACUGAAUUAUAGCAAGGCUUGCAUUAAAGAGGCAUUCAGACUGCAUCCCGUGGCAGCUUUCAACCUUCCACAUGUGUCGACUGCGGAUACUAUCGUAGGUGGCUACAUGAUAUCGAAAGGGAGUCAUGUGAUGUUGAGUCGCAUGGGUGUAGGCCGGAACCCUAGAAUUUGGGAAGAUCCUCUGAAGUUUAAACCGGAACGUCACCUUGCAGUUGCAGAUGAAGAUGAAGCAGUAGAGCUUAAUGAUCCGGAAUUACGAAUGUUGUCGUUUGGCAGUGGAAGACGAGGUUGUCCCGCUGUCAAGCUUGGUUCUACUAUGACAACUAUUCUUUUAGCGAGGCUUAUUCAGGGUUUCAAGUGGAGGCCACCAUCAAAUAUUCAUCUGCUCGAAUCACAUAAUGAUUUGUUCAUGGCUAAGCCAUUGAUUAGUGGUGCGAUACCUAGGUUAGAACCACAAGUCUAUCAUCGCUUACUAUAG
Molecule: messenger RNA, 1554 nt
Organism: Salvia miltiorrhiza (redroot sage)
Lineage: Eukaryota; Viridiplantae; Streptophyta; Magnoliopsida; Lamiales; Lamiaceae
Product: isoleucine N-monooxygenase 1-like
Exons: 4
Coding region: 1-1554 (517 amino acids)
Molecular function (GO): iron ion binding; heme binding; monooxygenase activity
Source: RefSeq, a predicted model, not a curated record